UUUUAUAUAUACAGUUUAAAAAACCCGCAAAGUUGUGAAUCCGCAAAAGGUGAACCGCGAAAUAGCGAGAGACUACUGUAUAUAUAUAACAUAUACAUAUAUUGACAUAUAUGUCUUGCAUGUUUUGAUUGCGAUCGCCGCCCAUUUUGUUUUAAAGGUGCCUUUGCCCGUUCCCCAUCUUUUUCACUUAACACACUGGACUCAGUUCUGCAGUGUUUGUCGGUGCAGCUGCACGCGGCCUCACCAUCAAUCACACCAUUGAUUUUUUUUUUAAAGACAUGGGAUUGCUGUCUCCCACCAGAGUUUCACACAAAGUCCUCGUUCUCCGUGGGCAGUCGCAGAGAAGGGAGACAAAGUUCUCCAGUCUGGAGCUUGUGCCCAGAAUAAGAACAAGGUUUUGACCACGAUGACGUCCAUUAAAACAACAACAAUGUGGAAAUACAGCGCCACAUAUGGAGACAAACGGUAAAGUCAAACAAAUCAAACAAGGGCCUGACGGUUUGUUCAUCACGUUCCUGAUUUUACUGACUUCUUUGUUGGUUGUAUAUGUUGCCUAACGACCGCUCGGAUUGGUUGAAAAGAAAAAAAAAAUCAGUUUGAAGACGAAUGAGAGCCAUGGAAUGACAAUGUCAAAUAAAUAAACAUAAAUAUUAUAUUAUAUUUAUAUUUAUACAGAGAGCAAGAGCUAAGAAUAUCUGCAGUGGAACCGAUGGCAGCUGUCAGGGAGCUCGUCAGUAGAAUGUCCCUCUGAACAAGUUCUAGUCAAGUACCGUGCUAUGCAUGUUCCUACAGUUUUGGCACUUUUUUUUUUGCACUAAGCCGAAACCACACAUUAAAAAACCCAACAAGAUUCAGUUGCCUUUAAAUUUUGGAAAAGACAUCGAAGGCUGUGAUAAAAUGGUGAAAACCGAUGUCAAAACUGAGGUACAUGUGACUGAACCGUGACUUUUGGGUAGAUUAACGGUCCAUUAUUUUUACACGUCCUUUUAUGUAUUACGUAUAUGAGCGGCAUUUGCAUUUGUAACUAAUGUCGGUUUGAACGUCUUUGAUAUCAAAGUCGCUGUUCACAGUGGUCAUGAUGCCUUUGAUCUGAAUGACAAAAAAAAAAAAUUCCAUCGUCCCAAUUUGUCGCUCGGUGCCGCGUCCUGUCGUAAACAAUGCUUCCAACCAUUAAGACACGUCUAGAGAAGCACAUUCUGAAGCCAUGGUGGGACACGUUUACCGACUACAUCUCCAUUUUCAUGAUGAUCAUUUCAGCCUUUGGAAUUUUCCUGCAAAACACCCGGGAAAACAUGACCUGCAUGCCCUGCGGCUCCGUGGACAACAAGCAAUGCGGGACACUUAGUGCGAAAGACGCAGCUUUCAGCACACAGAACGUGAGCAUCAUCCCUUGGGACGUUUACGCUAGUAACUUCUGUUACGAGCAGAGCGUACACUGGUUUGGCAAAUACGCCCCCUACCUGUUGAUCUUCCAUACUCUGGUCUUCGUGACCUGCAGUCAGUUCUUGUUCACGAUCCCAUGCACGAGCUCCAACCUGGACAAGUUUGUGUCCAUCCUUCUCGAGUGCAAUGACUCGCCGUGGACCACGAAGGCGCUGUCCGAGACUGUGGUGGGGGAGAGCGACCUGGCCACGUACGAGAAGAAGAACACGUGGUCGGAGGAGGAGGCGCGCAUGCAUCUGCGACAGAGAACUAAGUCGAGAAUUGAAACUAAGAUUUUAGGGAGAAAAGACGGGGAGCAGGCCAAAGCUCUGUUUGAGAAGGUAAAAAAGUUCCGAAUGAAAGUGGAGAAGGGCGACGUCAUCUACCUCGUCUACAUUUGUCAGACCAUCGUCAAAAUACUGAACGUUGUACUCUUGAUCAUUUACCUGGCCUACUAUGUGAAGUUUAUCGAGUUCAAUGUCGUAUGCCCGUUGAAAGUCGCAAGCUACAGCUCGCUGUCCUGCAUCAACACUUCGGCGUACCCCUUCAAGUUUCUGAUUCUGGCCUACGUCCUGCUGGGGGUGUUGUACGGCUUCAGCUGCCUCUACACCGUCAGUUGGAUGUUCAAUCGCCCUCUCAAAACGUACUCUUUCGAAGCGAUCCGAGAAGAGAGCAGCUACAGAGACAUACCCGACAUGAUGAACGACUUCGCCUUCAUGCUGCACCUGACCGACCAGUACGACCCCCUGUACACCGAGCGCUUUGCCGUUUUUCUGUCAGAAUCCAGCGAGAAAAGGCUGCGGCAGCUGAACCUGGACAACGAGUGGAAGCCCGAGAGGCUGAGUCAGCACAUGAUCACCAACAGGCAGGGGAAGCUGGAGCUGCAGCUGUUCAAGCUCACCGGGAUGCCGAACAUCGUGUUUGAGCUGAAGGAGCUGGAAGUGCUGAAGCUGGUACUUAGUCCCUUCCUCAUAAUACCUUCGCACAUCUUGCAGCUCUCCAACCUCACAGAGAUGUGGCUCUGCCACACGCCUGCUGAGAUUGAGGAUCAAGCCCUGGCUUUUCUGAUUGAGAACCUGAAAACCCUCCAUGUUACAUUCAGUGACUACAAGGAGAUCCCCAAGUGGAUCGGUAGCCUGAAGAACCUCAACGAGUUGCACCUGACCGGAAACCUGGGCUUCAUCGAGCUGGGGGACCUGAAAAUGCUCAAAGUUCUUUACCUGAAAAACAACCUGUCCAAGUUACCACAGGCGGUGGCCGACUUGCAACUUCAGAAACUUUCCAUCAGAAACAACGGUACUAAGCUGACCACCAUUGACAGCAUAAAGAAAAUGACCAAACUGAUGGAGCUGGAGCUCGUCGCCUGCAGCCUCGAUCACAUCCCGUCUGCCAUCUUCAGUCUGAACAACCUGCGGGAGCUGGACCUCAAGUACAACAAACUGACCGCGUUUGACCAAUUCCCUCUGCCGAGGCGGCUCGUGUGCCUAAAGCUGUGGCACAACAACAUCACCUACAUCCCCAAUGAAAUCGGACGACUGGCGAAGUUGCAGAGACUGUACGUGAGCAACAACAAAAUCGAGAGGAUCUCGGAAGAACUGUUUUCUUGUUUAAAUCUGCAAAUUUUAGACCUGAGUCAUAACAAGUUGACUAGCAUCUCCGCUAACGUGGGACGACUACAGAAACUUCAGCACUUCGCCGUCACGGCCAACAUGAUCGAGAUUUUGCCAGAAGAGCUUUUUAAAUGUAAGAGGCUGCAAACGCUGAGAGCGGGGAACAACUGCCUGCAGACGCUGCCGCUGAGCGUCCAGGAACUCAGCAUGUUGAGCGAGCUGCAGCUGAAGGGGAACUUGCUGGAUCGUCUGCCGGUGGAGCUCAGCGAGUGCCGACUGUUGAGAAGGAGCGGCCUGGUGGUGGAGGACUUCCUCUUCAAUAUGCUGCCGCCAGAGGUCAAAGAGCAAAUAUCUGUCAGCUGACGAGCUGAAACAAAAUCUCAUUGGCUGUCGCUCCGUACGGCAGCGGCUCCAUGAGGCGUUCGGCUGUUUCACUGAAAAGUCAGGUACGGCUUCUCAGCGACACGGUGACCAGGGUCAGUGCAAACCCGACAGACACGGUGAACUACUGUACACGAAAACAUAUUUUGUACAGUUUAUAUUUCUCUGAAAAAAUAAAAGCACGCAAGGUUUCGAAACCUGUUGUGAUAAAACCCGUGUUUAAAUAGGUCGACUUGUUUUUUUUGGUCCCAUCUGGUUCUCUUCACCUUAACAAAGAAGUUUUCUAGAAUACUUUUGAAAAGGGUGGUGACAAACGUCUAGAGUCGACCCGUCAUUUUUCAAAAUAAAACACCUAUUGCUCUGGUAAAAAAUUGCUAUAGAACAGGUCUCUGUGACCUGGUACCCAUGGUCCACUACUAGUCUGGGACCCGGUGGUUGGGAACCUUUUGUGAAGUACUACAUUUUACUUUAUUUUUACUUUUCAGGGAGAACUGGAGCCAAUUUA
Cynoglossus semilaevis (tongue sole) is the source of this 3918-nucleotide messenger RNA. Its product is annotated as volume-regulated anion channel subunit LRRC8A-like. NCBI's taxonomy places the organism in Eukaryota, Metazoa, Chordata, Actinopteri, Pleuronectiformes, Cynoglossidae. The transcript has 2 exons. Gene Ontology annotation, molecular function: protein binding. The coding region runs from base 1158 to 3395 and encodes 745 amino acids. The record is from RefSeq and is a predicted model, not a curated record.